AUGUCCGGGCCAAAAGCGUAUCUCAACGCUUCUUCUAUUUGCACUGUAACGCUUAACAACCUCAUGCAAAGCUGGUUCAUCCCAGCCCUUGUGGCACUCGCCAUUUCAGGGCGUCUGCUCCUCUCUGUUGUUCUCACCUGGCGCCAUGCCCAGAGAGCUCGCAGGAUAGGUUGCAGAGAGCCCCCUCUCUACCCUAGCAAAGACCCGUUCGGUAUCUCCACCCUUCUCGAGAUACUUGACGCAGCGAGAGAGAAGUUGCUACCACAACUAGCAGAGAGACGUGUGAACUUUCUAUCCCGUCAGCAUGAUAGAUACGUUUCUACCUUUCGUAUGUACCAGGUUGGCCGGGAAAACCUGUUCACGGCAGAUCCCAAGAAUAUCCAGGCUAUGCUGGCGACUCAGUUCAAGGAUUUCGGUCUGGGGGAUGUGCGUCGUAACGUAGCUCAUCCCGUUGUUGGUAAUGGAAUUUUUACUACUGAUGGCGAGAGUUGGUCGCAUUCUCGAUCACUGCUACGGCCCCAGUUUACGCGAGAUCAAAUGAGCAAUCUUGACAGGGAAGAACGCCAUGUUCACAAUGCGUUGCAUGCCAUUCCGAUGCUACCUGAUGGCUGGUCCUCCGCGGUGGAUAUCCAAGCCAUCUUCUUUCGUCUUACACUUGACUCGGCCACAGAGUUCCUCUUUGGUGAAAGCUCUGAUAGCCAGAUUGCUGCUACGCAAAAAGAACCGGGACAGGCCUCUAAUGAUACCUUUCUCUAUGGAUUUGACCAGUGCAUGUGGUAUCUCGCGGAGCGACUCCGGUUCGAGCGGCUCUACUGGGUCAUCUACAAUCGGGAGUUUCAGAAGUGUAUCAACAUUGUGCACGCCUUCGUGGACAAGUUUGUUCAUUCUGCUCUGAUACAGGCGCAACAGCAGGAAGAGGAAGCUCAAGACAUCGAAAAAGUUCCAUCGCGGUAUAUCUUCCUGAAAGCUCUGACUGGUACUACAAAAGACCCAGUCAUACUGCGCGAUGAAUCUCUAAACGUCCUCCUAGCAGGCCGUGACACAACGGCUUCUCUACUGAGCUGGGCAAUCCUUCUUCUUGCACGACACCAGCACAUCUUUGCAAGAGUUCGAAGCGAUAUCCUCGAGCAAUUCGGUACUUACGAUCAGCCACAAAACAUGGACUUUGCGUCUUUGCAAUCAUGUCAGUACCUCCAGCAUUUUCUCAAAGAAACCCUUCGUCUCUACCCAAUCGUACCUUUCAACCGCCGUUGCGCAACAAAGGAUACUACGCUCCCUUGUGGUGGCGGGAAAGACGGUACCUCCCCGAUCUAUAUCCGCAAAGGUCGUACGGUCAUGUACAGCACGUACGUCCUACAUCGCCGAAAGGAUAUCUGGGGUGAGGAUGCUGAAAUCUUCAAUCCGGACCGGUGGAUCGGCCGGAGGGUCACCUGGGAGUAUAUUCCGUUCAAUAGGGGGCCGAGAACAUGCAUUGGCCAGCAGUUUGCUUUAAUGAGGGCUAGUUAUGUUCUAGUGAGAUUACUGCAGAGGUUUGAUAGAAUCGAGGAUGUGCACUCUGAGAGGGAUAUUCGUUAUGGUGUUUCGCUUACUUCUUGUCCGGCCGAUCCGGUGACUGUGAGAUUGCAUCAGGCGGAAUUGGAUGUUUGA
Molecule: messenger RNA, 1647 nt
Organism: Penicillium expansum
Lineage: Eukaryota; Fungi; Ascomycota; Eurotiomycetes; Eurotiales; Aspergillaceae
Product: cytochrome P450
Exons: 2
Coding region: 1-1647 (548 amino acids)
Molecular function (GO): iron ion binding; oxidoreductase activity, acting on paired donors, with incorporation or reduction of molecular oxygen, reduced flavin or flavoprotein as one donor, and incorporation of one atom of oxygen; heme binding
Source: RefSeq, a predicted model, not a curated record